UUCGUACUGGAGUACUGCCAUCUAGAGCCAUUAGAAGUAGGCGAGCAUCACAGUGCCAUUCUGACUGUAUUUUUUUCCCCCAAUGUAUAUAUUUUAAGGGUUUUUAUUUGUACUCUAAAUAAUUCACAUUUACAGGAUACCACAUGAAUGGAUGGGUUUAGAACUUUACUGUUUGGGAGUUUUUCUUUCUAAGUGCCCAGUUUCCAAAUGAUUGGAUUCUAAAGAGAAUUUGACGAACGGGAUUCAUGAACGUACUGCGGACACCAACAGUUUUAUAAACAAGAUUUUGCAUCUUGAAAGAUGGUCCCUUUUCCACAUCAUUGUGGAUCCCUCUUAAUUGCCUUGGUAUGUUACUUAGUCCGAGCAACAUCUUCACUGAAUCUUGAGGAUCCAAAUGUAUGCAGCCAUUGGGAAAGUUAUUCUGUUAGUGUGCAAGAGUCCUACGCACAUCCGUUUGAUCAGAUUUACUAUACCAGCUGUACUGACAUCCUGAACUGGUUCAAAUGCACGAGACACAGAGUCAGCUAUAGAACAGCCUAUAGGCGAGGCGAGAAAACAAUGUACAGGCGGAAAUCACAGUGCUGCCCUGGAUUUUAUGAAAGCAGAGAGAUGUGUGUUCCUCACUGCACUGAAAAAUGUGUCCACGGCCGUUGUAGUGCCCCCAACACCUGUCAGUGUGAGCCUGGCUGGGGUGGACCCAACUGCUCCAGUGCAUGUGACAGUGAACACUGGGGCCCUCACUGCAGCAACCGCUGCCAGUGUAAGAAUAGAGCUUUGUGUAACCCCAUCACUGGGGCAUGUAUCUGCUCUCCGGGCUUCAAAGGCUGGAGAUGCGAGGACAGCUGCAGUCCAGGGAAUUAUGGGAACGGAUGCCAACAGAAAUGCCUGUGCCAAAAUGGAGCUACCUGUGACCAUGUUACUGGAGAAUGCAAGUGCCCCCCUGGGUACACUGGGGCCUUCUGUGAAGACCUGUGUCCACCUGGGAAGCAUGGCCCUCAGUGUGAAGAGAGGUGCCCAUGUCAAAAUGGAGGAGUGUGUCACCACGUCACUGGGGAAUGCUCCUGCCCUGCUGGAUGGAUGGGCACAGUGUGUGGUCAGCCAUGUCCAGAAGGGAGGUUUGGAAAAAACUGCUCCCAGGAGUGUCAGUGUCAUAAUGGAGGAAUGUGUGUCUCAGCUACCGGUCAGUGUAACUGCAGCCCAGGAUACACCGGAGAGAGGUGCCAGGAAGAAUGCCCGUUUGGAACAUACGGAGUAAACUGUGCCCAAACAUGCCAGUGUGUGAACGGAGGGAAGUGCUACCAUAUAAGCGGUGCCUGUCUUUGUGAGGCUGGCUACAACGGUGAGCAUUGCGAGGUCAGACUGUGUCCAGAGGGAGUGUAUGGGAUCAAGUGCGACAAAAAGUGUCCCUGCCAUUCUCACAACACCCAGAGCUGUCACCCCAUGUCUGGUGAGUGCUCUUGCAAACCUGGUUGGUCUGGACUCUACUGCAAUGAGACAUGUGCUCCUGGGUUUUACGGGGAAUCCUGUCAACAAAUCUGCAACUGCCAAAACGGGGCUGACUGCCACUGUGUAAAUGGGCAGUGUAUUUGUGCCCCUGGAUUUAAGGGCCCAGACUGUUCAAUGGCUUGUCCACUGGGGACUCAUGGAAUGAACUGCUCCUCCACCUGUAACUGCAGGAACAGUGCUGUGUGCUCUCCAGUGGACGGCUCAUGCACCUGUAAAGCAGGCUGGCAUGGCGUUGACUGCUCAAUAAACUGCCCGAGUGGUACCUGGGGUCUUGGCUGCAAUGUAACCUGUAUGUGUGCCAAUGGAGGAGCCUGCAAUGCUCUGACUGGGAUUUGUACUUGUGCACCUGGGUGGAGAGGCGAGAAAUGCGAGUUUCAUUGUCAGGACGGUACCUAUGGAAUGGACUGCACUGAACGCUGUGAUUGCAGUCAUGCGGAUGGCUGUCAUCCUGCCACUGGACACUGCCGCUGCCUUGCAGGGUGGACAGGUAUGCAUUGUGACAGCGUGUGUGCAGAGGGACGCUGGGGGCCAAACUGUUCAUUAUCCUGCAACUGCAAAAAUGGAGCUUCCUGCUCCCCUGAUGAGGGGACCUGUGAAUGUGCUCCUGGAUACAGAGGCACCACCUGCCAAAGGAUUUGUUCCCCUGGUUUCUUUGGGCACCGUUGCAGUCAGGCCUGCCCGCAGUGCGUACACAGCAAUGGACCCUGUCACCACAUGACUGGACAAUGUGACUGCCUGCCAGGGUUUAAAGGGGCCCUCUGCAAUGAAGUUUGCCCCAGGGGCAGAUUUGGAAAGAGCUGCGGUGGAAUCUGCACCUGCACCAACAAUGGAACGUGCAAUCCCAUGGAUGGGUCCUGUCAGUGCUACCCUGGCUGGAUCAGCAGUGACUGCUCGCAGCCCUGUCCACCAGGACAGUGGGGCCCCAACUGCAUCCACACUUGCACUUGUCACAACGGAGCCUACUGCAGUGCUUACGAUGGGGAGUGCAAAUGCACACCUGGCUGGACUGGCCUGUACUGCACACAGCGCUGCCCCCUGGGUUAUUACGGGAAAGAUUGUGCUCUGAUAUGUCAGUGUCAGAAUGGAGCGGACUGCGACCACAUAACAGGACAAUGUACCUGCCGCACAGGAUUCAUGGGGAAAUACUGUGAACAAAAAUGCCCCCCAGGCACGUAUGGCUACGGCUGUCGACAGGUAUGCGACUGUCUCAACAACUCCACUUGCGAUCAUAUCACUGGAACCUGUUACUGCAGCCCAGGCUGGAAGGGGCCAAGGUGUGAUCAAGCUGGGGUGAUAAUAGUAGGAAACCUAAACAGCCUGAGUCGGACGAGCACAGCAGUACCUGCAGACGCACACCAAAUUGGAGCAAUCACAGGGAUCAUUGCCCUGGUGUUCAUCGUCCUCUUCCUCCUGGCCCUCUUCAUUAUCUACCGGAAGAAGCAGAAGGGCAAGGAGAACACAAUGCCUGCAGUCACUUACACCCCCGCCGUGAGGGUGAUGAACACAGACUACACCGUCGCAGACACCAUCCCACAAGCUAAUGGUGGCAAUCCCAACAGUAACUACUUCUCUAACCCAAGCUAUCACACACUGACCCAGUGCACUCACCCACCGCAUAUCAACAACAUGGAGAGGGUUGCCCGUGGCAAGACAAAAAACAACCAGCUUUUUGUAAACCUUAAAAAUGUGGACCAUAGAAAGAGACCCCCAAUGACAGAUUAUACAGGAACACUACCGGCAGACUGGAAACAGGGAGGCUACUUUAACGAACUUGGGGCCUUUGGUGUUGACAGAAGUUACUUGGGAAAAUCUCUUAAAGAUCUGGUGAAGGGCUCCACCUAUAACUCCAGCUCCUGCUCACUGAACAGCACAGAGAACCCAUAUGCAACCAUAAAGGACCCCCCGAUAUUGAUGCCAAAGAACACAGAGUGUGGCUACGUGGAGAUGAAGUCACCCGCACAGAGAGAUCCCCCCUAUGCUGAAAUUGGAAACUCGGCCUCCACCAACAAGAACGUCUACGAAGUUGAACCUACAGUGAGUGUCGUCCAUGGACAGUACAGCAACGGUGGGUCUUUUGUCCAGGAUCCGUAUGAUCUUCCAAAGAACAGUCACAUUCCAUGCCACUACGAUUUACUCCCAGUGCGGGAUAGUCCCUCCUUGCCAAGGAAGGACCUCAGCAAAGAUUGAACCCAGCCAACACUGGGGAGGUCAGAGACAGCAGUUGCACCAUGGUGACCCAUAGCUCAGUGGACCGACUGAAGACCUGUCAUCCACUGACCUGCACACCGGCAGUUUAUGUCUUCUGUAGAUUAUUAUUAUUGUUAUCUUUAUUGUAAUUACUGUUGCAUUUUGAAGAAGAACUUGACGCACGUUUCCGAAUUCAGCAUACAUUUCCAAGGAUGCCACACUAAGGACACCCUUAUCAGAGCUUUCCUGCACUGUCGUUAACCAGAGGGCAAAACUAAAUAAUUAAACAGAAUGGAAUAACACCAAUGCAAAUUAGAUUGUCAAAGCAUCCCUUUGAAAGGCUAGUUAAUGUUCUUUUUUUUUUUUUGUAAGGAUGAAAGAUUUGACAGGAAUUACCCAGUGAAUCUCUUGAGGGGUGAUUUGAUAUUAAGAAGUCUUAAUAAAAAUGUAUAAACUGGUAAUUCACUUUAAAUUAUUCCAGUGAUCAUUAAUACAUAUCAUUAGUUUUUUCAACAGCAAGCAAAUAAAACACAGAUUUGAUUUUAUUUUUGUAAUGGUGAAGCAGACAUAUACUAGGCAAUAAGAGGAAUACCCAGAACAGACUUUUAAUACAAGUCUGGCAGAGUGCAGCUGAUACAGUUUUAUUAAACAAGAGGUACAUGUAACCAGUACUGUACUGCAGCCUUCUUUUUUUCUUUUACCCAGUGCAGCAUUUUUGCUACUUUUGUUAAAUCCACUGCAAUCCUCCAUUGCUUAUCUGCUGUCAAAGAGAACUUUUCCAAAUGCACCCAUUGUUAUAAUAUGCUUAAGCUGGCCUUUUGCAUUGCAAAACAAAAACAAAAAAAACACAUAAAAAAAAUGAUAAAAAUAAAUAAAAUAUUGUUUUUUAUACAUGCUAGAAUUGUCUGUAUUGUGAUAUGUCUUUCUUUUUUAAUAUAAGCUUUUCUGUACUGCUUUGGUUUGAUGUAUAAAAGAUGAUGUAUAUAGCUGUAAAUCACUUUAGAAAUGAUUCAGCAGUGGUGCUUGUUGACAAUUUGUACUGUACAGAAAUACCAUUGUGUAAUAAAAUCAAACUUAGACAGUCCAGUAUUU
Molecule: messenger RNA, 4785 nt
Organism: Polyodon spathula (Mississippi paddlefish)
Lineage: Eukaryota; Metazoa; Chordata; Actinopteri; Acipenseriformes; Polyodontidae
Product: multiple epidermal growth factor-like domains protein 10
Molecular function (GO): protein binding; scavenger receptor activity
Source: RefSeq, a predicted model, not a curated record